AUGGAGCUGGACAUACAGAGGAACGAGAUGCUGCUGGCGCCGACGAUGGCGUUCAAAAAGGUGCAGAUGGCGGACAAGUACCCCAAGGGCCAGUCCCGUGGCCGCCAGUGGAAGCACCUCCGCUUCCUCCUCCAGGCCGCCGACGCCACCUCGCUCCCCCCGGACCGCCCCAACUAUCUAAAUAUUCAGUCGCCGCCAUCCAUUUAUCCACCAAAGAGAUACUGUGACGUAACAGGUUUUGAGGCACCAUACGUAGAUCCCAGGACCAAGCUGCGCUAUGCUGAUCCAGAGGUGUUCAAGCAAAUAAGAAAUCUUCCAGAUGAAUAUGUCCAAAGAUAUCUGGCCGUGAGAAAUGCAGCAGUUGUUCUACGAUAAG
Lolium rigidum is the source of this 376-nucleotide messenger RNA. RefSeq names its product chromatin-remodeling complex subunit ies6-like. The coding region runs from base 1 to 375 and encodes 124 amino acids. The record is from RefSeq and is a predicted model, not a curated record. The transcript is spliced from 3 exons. Gene Ontology annotation, biological process: chromatin remodeling. Lineage: Eukaryota; Viridiplantae; Streptophyta; Magnoliopsida; Poales; Poaceae. Gene Ontology annotation, cellular component: Ino80 complex.